GAAGCUGCCUGUUACUCCUCAUUGCGCUGCUUUUUAUUUAUAUAUAUACACACGGUAUAUAUAUAUACUAACGGGAGAGAGAGGCUCUCGCGUCCGUUCGUAUAAUUACUUCGCUCGCUAGACCUUCACUACAUGGCGGACUCAAUUCCCCAGGUACAAAUCGAGCUCCCAGGAGACGUCGAGAUGGAGGAAUCAACAGCCCCGACGGCAGAAGAAGACCCUUCAGCAGAAACGACCAAGGACGAAGAGAAGGAUAAAGAGUCAGGGGACCAGGAGACACAGCCGCCAGCCGAACCCGAAGUCCACAGCCAGCAGGCGGUUUUCCUCAACUAUCUUACAUCGCCCAUAGUACAAUUGGUGUUGGGCAAAGACGAAGAGCAAACAAUACUCACAGCGCACCAGGCUGUCCUUGAGUCGAGUCCUUUCUUCGCUGCGAAACUCGCCCAGUGCGAGCAGACAGGCGAGCGGCGCAUCCACCUUGAAGACGAAUUGACAGACACAGUAGCAUGUUUCCUCCAAUUUCAAUAUACAGGAGAAUACUUCCCCCGUCUCCUCCCGUCGGGAAAAGACCUUGAACAAGACCCAGCGAUUCCCAAGGUCGAUGCAAGCGGCGAGCAGCUCCUUAAACACGCUCGUAUCUACAGUCUGGCCGAAAAGCUCGGAAACGAAAAACUCAAACUGCUUGCUCAGAACAAGAUUGGUAGCAUCGAGAGUAGUGCUACGGGUGAGAUCGAGUAUGCGAGAUACGUGUACAGCCAUACCACGCCGGAAGACACUGCUAUCAGAGGACCGGUUGCUCGCUUCUGGGCUAAGAUGAGUGAUGUGCUGCGUCAUGAUGCUGAAGAGCAGUUCAAGGCAUUGUGUCUUGAGCAUCCCCAGUUCAGUUUCGAUUUGCUUAAUCGGGUGUUGGACAUGAAGGAGAAGAGGGCCAGGGAGCGUGAUAACACCAGUAGCCCGGCAUUCAAGGGCCCAGCGAGAAAGAGGUCUAGAGCUUUCUAG
This is a messenger RNA of Trichophyton rubrum CBS 118892, 999 nucleotides long. RefSeq lists its product as uncharacterized. NCBI's taxonomy places the organism in Eukaryota, Fungi, Ascomycota, Eurotiomycetes, Onygenales, Arthrodermataceae. The record is from RefSeq and is a predicted model, not a curated record. Bases 133 to 999 code for a protein of 288 amino acids. The transcript is spliced from 3 exons.